This is a messenger RNA of Ostreobium quekettii, 1170 nucleotides long. The record is from the annotation of a GenBank genome assembly. Lineage: Eukaryota; Viridiplantae; Chlorophyta; Ulvophyceae; Bryopsidales; Ostreobiaceae.
AUGUCGCGGGUAUUGCGCGAAGCCCUGGGCGGUGUUUUCAGGUGGUGGCGUGAGGAGGCGGGAGACGUCGCGGGCAAUGUUGGGGCGCGUUUGGGGAUCGCGCGGGCGCUGACGCGGGGAGUGUGGCUCGCGCGUCGGCAGGAGAAGGUGUCGGCGGGGGAGAGGCCGGCGAGGGGCAAGGCGGGGGGCGAGCCGCUGCCAUGGGACAGCAUGCUCAGGUUCAGGGACGCCGCCCUGGAGGAGGAGUACUGGGCGUCGCACUGCGACUUCGUCAAGCUGGCCCUGGACGUGGCGUGGAUGGUGAUGGGCGUCUGCGUGGGGCUGGGCUUCCUGGCGCGCACGCGGCAGGCGUCCAGCACAUCGGCCAUGGGGACCGCGGAGAUAGGCACGCUCAUCGCCACGAGGGCGCUCACCAUCAUGCUCGCGUGGAAGUGCAGGGCCUUCUACAAAUCCAACCGCGUGCUUAUCGCCACUUUCUUGAGGCUGCAGUGCGUGGUCUACAGCGUGCGGAUGUUCGCGACGCCGCCCAGCCUGGCGUGGACGCCCUGGGGCCUGGCCAGGCACCUGGUGCAGAAGUGCGUGCUGAUCCCGUUGGUGAGCGUGAUCGGGGGCCUGCGGCUGACGUUCGCGGAGCACUUCUUUGCCCAGGGGACGGGAUGCCUGAUCGGCCUGCUGUGGACAACCGAGAUGUUCUGCCAGAGUUGGGUGGGACCCGGCGGUUAUGGGGGCCAGGAGCUGUCCGCUUUCAGUGCGGUGGGGCGGACAAUCGACAGUAUGAUUGUCCAAUUGACGACUUAUGGGUAUCCUUGGCCGGCCGGGUCCAGCACCGCUGAGCCCGGCCUGGGAGAGGGGGGGCCCGGGGAGGCGUACUCCUGCUGGCUGGUGGUGGCCUUUUUUCAAGUUCUGGGGGCGUUUGUGCUCCCCACCAUGUUCCUGUACAGCGUAGAGAGCGCCUGCCGUGCACGGUUCUUGAUGGCCCGCACAGCUGACGACGAUGAACGCAAGGCAUGUGCCUGGGCUUGGCUCCACACGGUGUUUGUAAUGGUGUGGCUGGGUCUGAUGACACUGGUGGUCGCGUGGCUUGGGCUGAAGAGCCUGGAAGAAAUUUGGCGUCAAGCUGCUGCAAUUGCGGCGUGUCCUGAUGGGGCGCAGUGCAUGUGCGAUGCCUGA